AUCAUGCCCAGCUAUUUUUUGGAGUGGAUCUUGUUUCUUCAUGGAUGCUGAUGGCAAUGGCAGCCAGAAGGAGCCAAGCACGAGGUCAGUGGAUGAGGGUGCGGGGAAAAGCGAGAAAGACGGACCUGCGCUGACCACCGGCUUGAGUGGUGGCAGAGUUGAUGCACCUGAGUCGGCACGGGGCCAGGCUGCAGUCGAGAGCAAAGCUGAAGUGCCAGAGUCCGUGGAGGAUCAAGGCAAGAACAAUGCUGCAACAACCGAGUCAGUGAAGCGUGAAGCUGAUCUCAGCCAGAACAUGGCAGACUCUGCAGACAUGCCUGAACCGCUUGAGACCAAAGUCCCUGCUGAAAGGCUUUCCCCACCUUGCCUGCUGAAGGAAUUGGGCUUGAAGGUGACCGCCAAAGGUGUCCUCCUUCCAGAGAGCCGCAAGACGUUGCUGCGCCGCAGGCGGGAAACGCGCCAAGCCCUGAAGAAUGAGGCCGAUGGGGCUAUGGUGUCGACAGCUGUGAAGAGGAAGCCCUUUGCUUGUGUCUCUGGGGCUGUGCAACUGGACGAAGUUGAGUCUGACCUUUUCUAUGGAGCACAUCAAGGAAGCGUCUCCACAUGUGCCCAGGCAGUGGCCAAAGGAGCCUCUGUGAACGUCCGAACCAAAGCCGAUUUGGACGGGGUUGGAAUCGGUGCAACUGCGCUUCAUGUGGCUGCUGUGCGCGGACAUGAGGAUGUAGUAGCUGCACUGCUUCACGGGAAGGCUGAUGCUUUGGCAGUCACAGGUCGAGGAGAAACUCCAGUUCAGCUUGCCACGCGCAUGGGCCACGUGGAGGUAGUCAAGGUUUUGCGCGCUGCUGGAGCGGCUCCGCAGAAUGCUGAAGGGGUGAUGCAGCUCAUGGCACAAGCGCCCUCAGCAUGGCGUGAUGGGCAGCGGAAGAAGUUGCGGAAGGCCAUCGGCGGAGAAAGGCGCAUCUUAUCUCCUCCUCCACCGCCACCACCACCACCACCGGGCCCAGAAGACCGACCAGAAGAGCGGCGCAGCCCAUAUGAGUCAGCAACCAGUGUUGAUUGUUUUUUGCGAUCUGACCUUCGGAAUCUUUCGGAUGCGCUACUAUGCGCUCCUGGCCUUACUACUAGGAGCAAGAACGCUACUAGGGGCUCCUGGCAUGUUUGGUUCUACAGAUUGUUGGACACUGGUCACUCUGCUGCUUGGCCGAGUGCCAGUUCUUGAGACUUGAUACGGUCCAUGUGCAUCCUAAAUAUUUUAUUGUGUUCUUGUUUGUAAGGAGUAGCAUGGGUUUUGACGUAUUGAAGUCCGUUUGCUACAUUGAGCCUGGUAGCAUGUAUGAAUUGGAAUCGACCUUAAGUUAUAAGGAUAUUGACAACUCUCAUCUAUCCUCCCGCUCCCACAGGCCAUUUAGCCUAUGUCUUAACCAAAUUUGCAUGUCAAACGGUAUUGAGGUUCAGCUUUUCCUGAACAGGGAGUCGUUCUCAAACAGACAAUAGUCAGUUAGUGAGGGCAGGGGCCGCCCAAUAUGCUGACAGCAAGUGACGCCUAAAUAUUCGGAGUGGCGUCAGAACCAGUGGCCUUGCCCAUUUUGCCUGCCCUUUUAGGUUCCAAAUUGUGCGUAACAUUUGCUGUGGUGGAUUGACAAACCACAGACAAAUUAUGACAGAUUGAAGGAAUUAAUUCUUCGAUUUAUAGAAACCAUAUUUCAUUUGUUCACUUCAACACAGAUGCUAAUUUAAUCGCGGUAUUUGGCGGUAUGAUUUUGGCCCUCAAGAAGAGAGAUCUAUCGUGUCACAAUCAAGCUUGCUUGUUUGGAUAGAACUGGUCUCAACGUUGUACACUUCAGGUCGGCUGGAUUUGUGUACCUGCAGUGACGAUAGUUCGUCUUAAACAUGUCAUGACAGAGAUGCCGGAUGAUGCUUGUGGGCAAUCAAGGACUAUGGACUCAGAAUCGACAAAUGUGUACAUGGGCCGGACGACUUUGACCCUGUAGCUUGAGAACAUAUGCUUUUGCUCAUCACCACCCCAUAUCUUUGAUUCAGGUCUCUCCGGCCUUCAUGGCCCAGCGACAGAUUGAUCCAAGGUCGCAUCCGAAAGGCAAAGGCAAAGGUAAAGCCAAGGUGCAACCGUGAAACGGUGAUCGGUAUGAUCCAUGAAACCUUCGACACGUCUUCUUUUGUUUGAACACUCGCAUUUUAAUUAGAGAGCUGUCUCAGACCGAGUACUACAAGUUCUCCAUUGGUACUUGGACUUGAAACCUUGGGUCAUGACAGAACCCACUAGCUUGGAAAUGACACUGGCUUUCUGGAGUUUGAGGCUGGCUUGGCUGCAUCAAUGUGUGCCUUUGUGCAAAUCAGGACUUGCCACAUCAAAUCUAGAAAUGAGGUUCUGCUUUGCAGCCAGCUUUCUGGACGUGGACAACACUUUUGGCCAACCCUUGUACCAGAAGUUUGGUCUCUGCAAUGAGCACCCAAAGACUGAUGCACUCCGUCAGGGCACAUCAUUUGACACCGUACUCCAGAAUGACUAGUGCUGCAUGCUAGUAGAGCUGCUUGUAUGCAAUUGAUUCAAUGGGUGCGAUGAAGCCCGUCAAUUCAGGGAAAGAGACAACGAAAAGGAAAGGCCAGGAUUUCGCUUCUGGAACACAGGGACGGCGGACCCCCUAUAGCCAAGGCAAAGUGGCUGGAGAUUUGUUGAGGCAUGUUUCUUGUGCUGGACGCAGCGGACCCACAUUUUUGACAAGGUUAGUCUACAGGAAUGCAGCUGUCGUUUGAAACCUUGGCAAGCUCACGCUUGGUAGGAGAGCUCAUCCAAGAUAAGAUUUAGAUGUUGGGAGACAGCCAAUGGGCCAAAGCACACUGACCUCUUCAAAAUGAUCAAAACACAUCUCAAAAAAUAUAGUUUGUGAUUUGCGUGACAGGAAAAGGAUUGAUUGUUGGAGACGGAAGAGGUCAGUGAGGUGAAGCUGAUCGCUGAAAGUGGUCAAAGAGGCAACCACUCAGUUUUAGAUGUAAUUGUUCGGAUGGCUUAAAAAGAUUGCGCGAAGGUGACUCUCAAACCAUAGCCGUAACCUAGAAGUCGAUGUGCUAAAGUAGCGCUGAGUCCAACAAGACAACAAGAUCCAUGGGUGGGCGUGUGCAAGUCUGCUUGAGAUAGCCAACGGGAGCUCCAAAGAAAUCAAUCACAUCCUCUUUGCGUCAGCAUCAUGUUUGCAUGGAGCCAUUUGUGUAUGC
Messenger RNA from Durusdinium trenchii, 3231 nucleotides. NCBI's taxonomy places the organism in Eukaryota, Dinophyceae, Suessiales, Symbiodiniaceae. The record is from the annotation of a GenBank genome assembly.